Peronospora matthiolae is the source of this 3492-nucleotide messenger RNA. The record is from the annotation of a GenBank genome assembly. NCBI's taxonomy places the organism in Eukaryota, Oomycota, Peronosporomycetes, Peronosporales, Peronosporaceae.
AUGUUGGACGCCGAGGAGGACGGGUCCAGCAACCAGCGUGCGCUGCUCAUUCCCGUCAAGAACUCGGAACAGGCGGUGGAAGUGUACGUCGAUGAGCUUCCUGAUGACGUGAAUGACAUCAUCGAUAUCCUCCGUGCUGAGGUGGCGCCGCUCGACGUCUGGCUCCAAUUCGCCGUCGAGUACUAUAAUCAAGGUCACGUCGGGCAGUUCCAGGAGAUCUUGGCAGUGGCGUCCGAGCCAGGCAUUGAGGAGAUUUACAAAGACAAUGCGUCGCGCAUGUGUCGCAUCAAGUUCUUCAUUGCCCUGGCCAGUCACUCGGUGAAUGCCAUGUGGAACGAAGAAGACGAGAAGAAGCGAGAAGCCAUUUCCCAGCGCGCUGUUGGCUACUUCCAGCGUGCUGACCGCCUGGACCACCAGCAUCCCAUGACACUGGUAGGCAAAGCACUGAUGUUCAUGGCCAAGAACGAAGAUGAUCGUGCCGAUCGCUUUAUCAAAAGUGUGCUGAUCUCUCAUAAAACCAAUUUGCCAGCCAUUUUGGGCAAAGCGCUGCUACUUUAUCGCAAGAAACAGUACAAGGAUGCCAAGAAACUGUAUUUGGAGGCAAUCAAGCUGCACCCGCGCAGCCCUCAAGCUGCUAACAUGCGCAUGUGCUUCGCUUACUGUUGUUACCAUUUGGGAGCGGUGGAGAAGGCUCGUGCCGUUAUGAAAUACACAGCAUCGCUAGAUGAGACGAACGUGGACGCGGUGAUUGCUAAUGCCCUUUGGCAAUUGGCAAGUCAGGGUCGAGAAGAACGGGCAGUCAGCAUGCGUAAUGAAAGCUCGCGCUUCAUGAUGAUGAUUCACCACGCCCAUGCUAUCGACAAGACGAACCCGACAGUGCUCAACCACCUGGCAAACCACUAUUUCUCGCAGUGGAUCCCACUUCCUUGCACGGUGAGUGUGGUGCGUGGAUCUGCGUUUGUGACCACAUCCAAGGACAUUUCGAGCGAGGUAUCUCCCGGUCAGAUUAUCUGUAUCGGUGAUAAGUACGUUGCGUACAUAAGUCGUGACGAAAAUGCCGUGACACCAUCUGGCCUGAAGCUUGAUGGGCCAUACCGCGACGAGUCUGCGACAGCGACAAACAUUGCACGAAAGGACUACGACAAGAUGUUCACGCUGGCAGGCAACGCUUUUCACAGCACGAAAAUUCCUGAGAUACGCUCAGAAAGUUGUUACCUCAUGGGCCGUGGUUGCCACGCACAGGGUAAGUACAAGGAUGCGUACAGCUACUACUUCAACGCUGGACGGCUUUGGCCCAAGUUUGUGCUGCCGUGGUUUGGCCUGGCGCAGAUGUACUAUGAGCGGAAGGAAUUUACGAAAGCUGCAUCGUAUCUAGAAAAGGCAAACAAAGCGUACCCAGAAAACGUGGAAAUUCUGUCGCUUCUCGGUGACGUUUAUGGCAAGCUUGGCAAAAAAGACGAGGCAGUUGUUUUGCUUCGUCGUGUUGUCGAGCUCGAACCAGGCAACGUGGAGGCCUUGAUCGGCACAGCCGAACUACUUCAUGCGUCUCCGGAACGAAAAGACCAGAUCAUUGCGAUUUCUUCGUACAUUGCAGCGCAGAAAGUGAUGAGCAAUGCGUCGGAGCGUGUGCCUAUGGAAGUAUACGUCAACCUAGGUGUGCUUCAGCAACGGGUCGGUAAGACCGCUGACGCCAUCAAGUGCUUUCAAAAGGCACUCAAACAGUUGGAACUGGACAACGUGGAUGAGGAAAGCAAGACAGAGGAGACUGAUACGCUUGCUGAUGAGUUUUUCAUUCCGAAGCCGACAGAGGCGAAUGUCUCGAUUCUAUACAACAUGGGGAGAGUGUACGAGGAAAUGGGCAACCGUGACCAUGCCAAGAAGCUGUAUGAUGCUAUACUUGAAUCGUUCCCCAGAUACACUGAUAGUUUGCUGCGUUUGGGCUGCAUGCUGCGCGACCGUGGCCAAGAAGCUGAGGCGAUCAAGGUAUUCGACAAAGUGUUGGAGGUAGACCCGACAUGUGCCGAGGCUUGUUUACUACAGGGCAACAUUCACUUGAAGAAGCGCGAAUGGGUGUUUGCCCAGAAGAAGUAUGAAAAGGUAAUGGGAAUGCCUGGUCUGAAGAACGACCCGUACGCAUUCUUAUCUAUGGGCAAUAUUUUCAUGAGCAACCUUGGAGAAAAGAAUCGGUACACCAAGAACAUGUCAUUGAGUGAGGUAUACUACAAGAAAACGCUAGCGUUGCAUCCGCACAAUAUUUAUGCUGCCAAUGGGUUGGGUAUAAUGAUUGCCGAGAAGGGUAACUUCGAGCUUGCGAAGCAGAUCUUCUCGCAAGUGCGUGAGGCAAGUCCGGAUAUGCCAGACGCUUGGAUUAAUCUCGCGCAUAUUCUUGUCGCUGAAGAGCGUUAUCAGGAAGCUGUUCAGCUCUAUACUGUGUGUCUUACAAAGUGCUACCAGGGUCAUGAUCUCGAAGUGCUCAUGUACCUUGCUAAGGCCUACUACGAGUGGAAGGAUUUUCCAAGCUGCAUUGCCACGCUGUCGCGGGGACUUCACAUGUAUCCGAACGACCUUCGUCUUUGGUAUAAUACUGGUCUUGCUCAGGAAGACUACGGUGUGACGACGUUAGGACAGGAGAAAACGUCUACGAGAGCCGGUGGUAGUAAUGCAGUACCUCAACAUCGAACGAUGGCUGAUGUGCAACGCGCCAUCCUGGAUCUGAAGCGUGCUCAGCGCAUUUUCCGAUUUUUGCUUCAACAAGCAGAUGCUACGACUCAUGCGGGCACUAGCGAGAAGAAGAAACACCACAACAGUCUACCGUUCGAUAAGGAAAAGGUAUCGGAUCACGAGAAGUUCUGCGGUGAUACAUUGACGAAGGCGAGCUAUCACUUGGAGUUCGAGCGUCAAAAGGAAGACAAGCGUCGGCUGGAGAUUGAAGCUCAGCGAAAGUUAUUGCGCGAGUACGAAGAACGCGUGGCGCGUGAACAAGAGGAGACGCGUAUCAAGGAAGAAGAUACGCGUAAGCGCUACGACGACAUUCGACUCAAGCAGGACGAGCGUCUGAAAAGGUUGCAUGAAGGCUGGAGUGUGCGUGAACGCGAAGAGGAGGAGAAGAAAGUGGUCAAGAAAAAAGGCAGGAAGCGUAAAAAAGCGGGUGACGAGGACGGCGGCUUUAUUGAUGAUGGAGGCGACGAGUUGGACGAGGACGGCGACAACAGCAUGUCGAUCGAGGAUAUGAAGAACCGCAACGCGACGAUGAAGAAUCUGGUCGAGAAGCGCAGCAAGCGUGCGCGUGCAAAUUCUGGCAUGGACGACGAGAUCGACCAUUCGACUGGUCUCUUUGGCUCUGACUCGAGCUACGGCGAGCAAGAGGAGCGGAAAAAGCCAACCGAAGCAGUGAGGAAUGACGGUCAGAUUCCAGCCGAAGAUGCUGCGGCUGCUGAAAGUCGUGAAGCAGAGAAGAACGAGCUCUUUGGCUCUUCGUCUGAUGAGGAGUAG